AUGCUCAACACAUCGAGAGAACAACCGACUACGCUGCACAUCUACAAUUUCGGGAGUGUGUUUGGUAAUCGCAAGAUUAUCAAAGGGGAAGAUAAAACCACAACUUUAUAUUUCAUGCAGAACACUCGGAGUUCGAUGCAUUGGACUUUUGAUCUGCAUGCUGAUGGCUCAGAUGGUCCCCUGCUUUGUCGAGCUCAGUCUUCGUACAAUGGACCACCACUGUUGGAUGAAGUAAACCAUGGGCCUACGAUCUUAUCAAUGACUGGUAUCAGAUAUCCAGUCAAGAUGGAGAGGAAGCGUGGGGCCUUCAACGGAACGGUUUUCUUCGAGGGUCCCAAUCAUAAGGAGUAUCGCUGGCAAACGAGCGCGCGGCUGUUUAGUGCUGCGAUGGAGGUGCGUACAGGAGCCGGUCGAACAUCCCAGCAUUUAUCACGUAGCUCUCGUCAGUGUUUGGAUGCCGAGGACGCCCUUAUAGCGACAUAUCGUGUUACAUCCAUGUCAGUGACGAAAGAUGGUGUUCUUGUUGUUCAACCCUCGGGGAAAUUCAUGCUGGACCUGCUCGUCGCUACCAGCCUUGCGAUGCGCACGCCCAAUAACUGA
Molecule: messenger RNA, 600 nt
Organism: Suillus fuscotomentosus
Lineage: Eukaryota; Fungi; Basidiomycota; Agaricomycetes; Boletales; Suillaceae
Exons: 3
Coding region: 1-600 (199 amino acids)
Source: RefSeq, a predicted model, not a curated record